Messenger RNA from Nilaparvata lugens (brown planthopper), 4016 nucleotides. RefSeq lists its product as uncharacterized. The record is from RefSeq and is a predicted model, not a curated record. Lineage: Eukaryota; Metazoa; Arthropoda; Insecta; Hemiptera; Delphacidae. Gene Ontology annotation, molecular function: protein binding. Bases 145 to 1725 code for a protein of 526 amino acids. The transcript is spliced from 5 exons.
GCUGAUAAUCAAGGUUGGAGAACAGUCGACACAUCAUUCAUAACACAGGAAAUAUACAUCAGAUAAAAGUCUGUCAAACUGCAAUGCAAUUAAUGAAAAUAAACGAAACUGAUAAGUCUCACUAUCUAACAAAUAAUAUUUAUUAUGAGCAAAAUUUCCUCUGAUAGCAGUUUAAACAGACUUUUCAAAGAGAAUGAAGAACUUAAACGUUCAACUCACACUGGACGGAUGAACUCCUGGACUGGACUGGAUGGAUUGAAAAUUUCCAAAUUCGAAAGGCCGCAAGCAGCAAGAGACAAUGUGGACUUCACCACGAUUCUUCCCGUUGAGAUAACCGAAGCUAUAUUCAAACACCUAACAGUUCGCGACUUGCGUUCAUGUUCGACCGUGAACGCGCUCUGGCACGAACUAAGCAACAGUCUGCUGUUAUGGCGAACGAUCGCCGAGGAAGCGCAAGAGCGACGAACGUGCUUUCGCCGACCGCUCGACAAACACCAGCUCAGCAACCUUGAAAGCAACUUCAACUUCGGACCAAGUCGGUUCCAAGCCCCGCCCAGCAGCCCGCGACUUUCCCAAAUGAACGACUGGAAAAAGUUGCACUGUCAGCAAAACUUCGUGCUGUAUAAUUGGGAACGUGGUAAGAUGGCCGCUCAUUUCAUCACUUUGCCGGCGCUUCGCCACGAUCCCCACUCACUCAUCAACCACUCCACUCUCCGCGUCACCUUCCCCUCCAAACUGCCUCAGGACCGUCUCUACAUGCCCGUCCAAAACCGCCAGGUCUCCGUCAGUCCUCUCUACAUCCUACGACUGGACGGAAAACCUAAAAUCGCCUGCCAACUAAGUGUAAACCUGGUGAACAUCGCGUGUGUCUACAGGGAUUGUUUGGUGUUUGUGCACAAUCGCAAAGUGGAGACCGCGGAGUUGGGGAAAACUAACAAAAUUAGAACAAUCGGAGAGUUGUUCACUGAGUACGAUUACAACAACAACGCGGAGGUGGAGAAAGGAGGUAACUACAGUCUCACUAUGGACAACGAUGUGAUUGUGGCCGGCUUUCGCUACAUCUGCAUCAAAGUGUGGAGUCGGUCCACACACGAGCUCAAGAGAACGUUCGAAAUACAUUUGAAAGGCCAGUACUUCAGCUUCUGCCACUAUUACGACAGUACGUUGUACUGGAGCACAUGGGGCUCGGGUCUGCCUAGUGAGGAGCUGAGGAUCUGGGACAUGCGCGAGGAUAAGGUGAAGAAGAUUCCGAUGACAAAAGAGGUGAAGAAGGUGUGCAGCAACGAGAAAUACUUUCUGUUUGUGACGAAGCUGAAUGUGAACAGAAACAUGAUUGAGGUGAGAGAGAGGGACAACUACAGUCUGACAUUUAUGUCGGUAGAACAAGACACCAGCGAGAACUGGGGAAUAGAUGUGCCGGUUGUCUGCCUCUGCGGCGAGCAUGUCGUCUUCCUCGAAUCAAUCAGAGUCAAAGUGAUGUCGUUACAUUUGAAGACAGUGUUCGAGGUGUUCACGGCGCCGUCAGUCAUUGAAAUUGAACAAAUCAUCGGCACUCUGAUUAUGGUUCGUUCGAGGAGUUGUGUUGAGGUGUGGGAUUGGAAGUUGGGUGUUCGUAGGUUCACACCCAUGCUCGAAUGUUCCACCGAUCAUCGAGUAUAUUGUGAUGAUACCAGAGUGGUGGUAGUAGAUCCUAAGAGUGAAGUCAAGGUCAUGGGAUUCUGGUAAAACCAACCAUUUACUACAAGGUAUAUCAUAUAUAAUGAUACGAGAAGUACACCCCACAGGAUCAAGACAUUAGAUUCUGAUGAAAUGCUAGUUUUAAGAUGUAUUGUGACGACACGAGAAUGUUGAUAGUAGACCCUAUCAAAGAGAUCAAACUUGUAAAAUUGGUGUGUUAAGUUGAGCUUCACAACGCUACAGCUUCAAUUUAGUCGCAACACCACGAGAAACUCUCUGGAUUGCGGGUUAUCCACGGACAUUCUCGUGGUGUGCCAACUAUAGAAGUGGUUUUGAUAAAAAUUAGAGCUAGAAAUUUUAAAUAUUCUAAUUUAGGUUUUGGAGCUUUUGAUGGUUAUAAAGUCAACCAUCUCAGAUUUUAUAAAUUUUAUUAUUAUAUUAUAAAUUUGAUUAAAUGACCAGAUUGUGGUGAUUUUUGAGGUUUAUUAUAAAUCAUCAGACAAAAAAAACUAUUCUCUAGAAAUAAUAACAAUACUGUGAAUUUGCUGGUUUCGAAUCACUGUCUGUAUGUUAUAAAUUUAUUUAAAAAUACUUUGUAUGCCAUUUAAAUGAUCAAUUUCAAUUAACAUUACUAUGUAAAAUUGUGUUUAAUUGGAAGUAGAUUAGAUAAAAUUAAAAAUUGAGCUUUAAAGUAGUAGUUGGGAGAAUAUUAUUCUUGAUCAAUGUUUUUCUACUCUUUCAUAUUUCAAUUUAUCAAUGGGCUUAUUUAUGGAAAUUAUCGUUGGUCAUUAUCAUACUGAAUACAUGACAUUGAAGUUUUUCUGUCUCAUGCAGCAUGUUGGAACGAAAGCUAUUAAAUAGGCCUAGAUAUCAUUGGAUAAUAUAAACAAUUUUUUCUUUGUGAACAGAUUCUCAAUCUCAAAAUUUCAAAAGUAAACCUCAUUCCAUUUGCCGACAUUUUUUCUAAUUUUGCUUCGUUAUUAGUAUUUGUAUAAAAUUUGUAUAAAAUGUCAAUCAUUCAUUUCAUUGAAUUGAAAUUAUCCUCUGUUUUGCCUUUUGAGACAAACAAUACUAACUGAAAAUUUUAUUCCACAAAGCAAAUUGACAAAAUCUCAUUUUCAACAAGUUUUUCAUUUUUACAUUUUUCCUCUCAUGUACAGCAAUUCCGUUUGGUCUAUAAGAAUUUUUAGGUAGUGUGAUGUAUGUGGAAUUAUAUCUAUUGAAAUAUUAUUUAUUACAAUCAUACCAUUUUUAUAAUAUAUCAUGUGAUUUGACUAACGAUAAUGUUCGUUCUAUUAUAUGUUGUCCUAUCUGAAUUCAGAGCUUUAAAUCUUUUGGAAUUUGUUCAAUUCUCGUCAAUUAUAUUAACGCAACAUCUUCAAGCUUGAACGCUAUUUUAUGCUUGCAAUGCAUAUUUUACCUAUUUGUUAGUUAGUGUUUUUAAAAAUAUAAGUUUAUUAAACUUCAACAUGAAUUACUUGACAGAUUUAUUCAAAAUACUGUACUAUUCACUAAUAUUGUGCUCUAACUUGAGAUGAACCGUUAAAAUACUAUAAUCUCAAAUCAAUUUCUUAGUUAAAACAUAUCUUUUAUUUUUCAUGGUAAUUUACCAUUUAUACUUUGACUAGAGAUACAAAUCAAAUUUAUUUUAUCAAGUUAAAAACAAUACAAUGUAUGAAUUGUAAAUAAGAGAUAAGUAAAAAAUAUACAAUAAGAUUCCAAUCAACACAUAGAUUCUUGAAUUGAAGAUAAAACAUUUGACUAUGCCAGCAAACCUAGGUUUGUUCGCUGGAUCGUAUGCCAGCUGUGGAAUUUCUCUGUAACGUGAAAUAAUUACGUGGAACUGACAAUAUCGCUUUUAUUUCAACUUAAUUUACAAUUUUAUCACACUUCACCAAUACACUGUUAUCAACACAUUAGCCUCUCAUCUGUGAUAAUAGUGAUUUUAUAAUAAAUUUAAGGAGUAAAUAUAUAAUAAUUAUUAUAUUAAUGCAUAUUUUUUAUAAAUAAUAUACAGUAAAUUUCAAAUAUACAGUAAUAAGAAUGAAUAAAUGAUCUUAUUUGAUAAUGUGUUGAAUGUUUAUUACUCUUAACAAGAUAACCAAAGAGGAGGAUUUUGUUGAAACUUGUAACAGUGUAUUGGAGAAUAGUGGAUCACAAUAAUAAUUAUUAAUGAUUUAUAGUUAAUAUUAUGGUGGUAUAUCAUUUAUGUUGGGACUACUGUUUGUUAACCAUUUAAUUUCAAAAAUUUAUAUAUUUCUUUAAAGGAAAAUUACUUUGUUUUAACAAUGUAUCAAAUAAACAUUAAUUUGACUAAUAUCAAAUAAAUAAUUAUUAAC